AGCCAGCUCAAUAAUUAAACUAGUGUGAUUUGUUGUGUGCUUUUAGCGAGACCGAAUCGAUUGAUUUCGCGCUGAACACAGAUCGUAUUGUGAAGAAAAAUUAAAAGGAGAGACGUUAUUGAGUGGAGAGUGAGCAAAAUAUACUGAUAACAAUUGGGCUAACGAAAUUCAAAAUAUUAAUAGAAAAACGUAAACGCAUUAUUCAGUUGAAAAAAAACUAGGUUAAUUUGAUACUACAAUCAUCACAAAAAUGCCACCAGCUGCUGAUUAUCCGUGCAUAAUUUGUCGGGAGACUUGUUGUUGUGUCACAAAAACCGAUGAUCAUAAUUCGGACACCGAAAUAAAUGGCAACGGAAUUGAAAUUAUCACGAGAGGUGAAAGUGUGCUGACAACCGCACUGAGAUCAUUGCGCUGGAAUCGAUUUACUACAACAGUGCGAAGCGAUGAAAAAGUUUUAGAUCAAGAAAAAUGCCGACCGAUUAUCUCGCUAAAAGAAGUUGCCGAUCAUGAUUCGUAUGACGAUUGCUGGAUUGUGUUAUAUGAUCGUGUUUAUGAUGUGACAAAGUUUUUACACGAGCAUCCAGCCGGACAUGAUGUGAUCCUUGAAUAUGGUGGACGUGAUGCAACCACCGUUUUUCGUGGUCAUUCGCAAUUCGCCAUGCGUUCAAUAAAACUGUACGAAAUCGGUGAAUUGCCGGAAAAAGAACGAAUUUAUCGAGUAGCCGGUCGCUUGAGAUGCGAUGAAUUACCCGAAUAGAAAACAAUGUUUCCUUUGCUAGAUUUAUCGGCUCCGGCUUUGUACUCAAUUUAUUUUUAAGCACUUUUUUGUCGAGUAUUUAUUUUAAUUAUUUUUAUUAAUUUAUUUUACUUCCAAAUUGCAAUCUGUGUUCAGAGUUCAACAAAUUGGUUAUAGAUCAUUUUGUUUUAUUUAAAUAAAAACGAAAAAUAUUCAUUUUAUUCGCUUGUUGUAAAAAAUCAAUCAACUGCGGUUAUUCACUUCAUUUGAAUAACCUCGAAUACCUAAGCAAAACCUGUUGACAUAAUUCUGUUGUUAAAUAAAAUACCAUGCCUCUCAA
Sitodiplosis mosellana (orange wheat blossom midge) is the source of this 1076-nucleotide messenger RNA. RefSeq lists its product as uncharacterized. The transcript is spliced from 2 exons. NCBI's taxonomy places the organism in Eukaryota, Metazoa, Arthropoda, Insecta, Diptera, Cecidomyiidae. Gene Ontology annotation, molecular function: heme binding. Gene Ontology annotation, cellular component: intracellular membrane-bounded organelle; membrane. The record is from RefSeq and is a predicted model, not a curated record. Bases 251 to 757 code for a protein of 168 amino acids.